UCGGAUCUGGUGUGUGGAGGGAGCAGCUCAAUCCCCGAGGAGCCCAGAUGGUGCGGUGGCUGUACCUGUCCGGGCUGGUGCUCGCCGUGCUCAUCCCGGCCGGAGGGCAGCUGGCUCCCAAGGACUUGGAGGAGCUGUCCAGAUGGAAGUUGUUGGGACCCCAGAACUCCCAGAGCUUCCUGUCCCACAUCAAGCGGCACUCGGAGGGGACCUUCACGAGCGACUUCACGCGGUACCUGGACAGGAUGAAGGCCAAGGACUUCGUGCAUUGGCUCAUCAACACAAAGAGGUACAAUUAACAGCGAAUCCAGGCAGCAGCUUUCCAGCCAUGUCCACGUGGGAAGGUUGGGCCUCUCCUUGCCCGCCGGGAUUGGAGCUCCAGGGGAAGGAUUCACCCAUCAUCUGAAGCUCCCAGACCCAGCCCAGGCUCCCUGGGAGCUCCAGGGGAAGGAUUCACAGCUCCUGGACCCAGCCCGGGCUC
Molecule: messenger RNA, 481 nt
Organism: Motacilla alba alba
Lineage: Eukaryota; Metazoa; Chordata; Aves; Passeriformes; Motacillidae
Product: glucagon-2-like
Exons: 4
Coding region: 48-299 (83 amino acids)
Biological process (GO): adenylate cyclase-modulating G protein-coupled receptor signaling pathway; negative regulation of apoptotic process; positive regulation of insulin secretion involved in cellular response to glucose stimulus
Cellular component (GO): extracellular region
Molecular function (GO): glucagon receptor binding; hormone activity
Source: RefSeq, a predicted model, not a curated record